UCUGUGUUUUUUGACUUCUCCUGCCUGCAUGAACGCUCAAGCAGUCGCCCAAAGGCCACAUCGAUGGAAGCCGCCGGCAAGAUAGUCGCCAGCUUGCUGCUGCUGAAUCUUGCCUUGUUCCUGCCAUGUCUCUCCGCCGCCGUCUCCUCCAACCUGUCCUCCCAUCCAAGCAUGCCGAAAGGACCCAUCCACCAAGACAAGCCCCACGUCGAGCGCCACUGCCAGUCCCUGCUCUCCUCCGCCGCGGAGCUCAGGUCCGAUCCUGAUAGCGCCGGCGCCCUGAAGUACAAGCUGUCCUUCGUAAAUGGCGACUGGACCCAGGACGCCGGCCAAGCUCCCCUGCUUCCCUCCCAUGGAAUUGGAAGAUACGCCGAUGCCGCGGCGGCUGGUCCUGAUGAAUCUCCUCAAGGGGUUCCCCUUGCGUCCUUCAUGCUCUUGCACAUGGACACGGUGCCGCGGCGAGGGGCUCGAGCCGCCCUCAACGCCAGCGGGAUCCUCAGCCUCACCAUCACCCGCCGCAACUGCUGCUGCUCGUACAGGGACCCAAGCGAGGGGCAGGAUUUCGAGCUCCGGCCAGGGGUCGCCAGGCUCCUUGUGCGGAUCCAGGGUGUGUACGCGGAGACGAAGCCGCCGGGUACAACUCCGGUUACCAAUUCCAGCCGGAAGCUCCUGGGUGCAACGACGAGCCGCCGCUCUCCCACGACGACGAUGCCAUGGAUCAGCAGCUCAGCAGCGCCGCCUCUCUCUUCGACAUCAUCAACCGCUCCACUCCCGACCACCACCAAGCGAUGGAAAUGAUUCCGGACUGGGACUGCAAGGGGACGCACGCGUUCUGCAGCCGGGUCGGGCCGUUCGCGACGGAGGACACGGCGGCGUUCACCCGCUCCGCCAUCAUGGUGCAGGGCCUCACGUGCGGGAGGACGACGACCGGCGCCGGCGGCGCAGCGGGGGCAAGGGCGGCGGCCGUGCUUCAGGGUAGGAGGCCUAGGAUGUGGAACGAACUGCUUGGAAGGGUCCAUGGCGUGGACAAGCAGCGGAUCCUGAACGUGUCUGCGGAGUUCACGGCAUCCCGGAACGAUUUGGUCAGCCCAAUUCCGGUGAUGUCGGUGGAGGGCGUGUACAACCCGGAGGAUGGGCGGAUGUACCUGAUUGGCUGCAGGAAGGUCCAUGCCCCGUGGCGAGUCCUGUCGAAGAGAAGAGACCUUGAAGACGGGAUGGACUGCUCCGUGGAGGUGACCGUGGAGUACCCGCCGACGACGCGGUGGCUGAUGAUGAUCGGCCAGCCGGCCAAGGUCUCCGUCGCCAGCACGAGGGAGGAAGACGACCCGCUGCACUUCGCCAGGACCGAGCUGCGCGCGCUACGCGUCAUGUACCGUGACCAGCGGUGCUGGCAUGAGGUGAUGAAGCCGAUAGUGGAGGGCCUUCUCUGCAUCACCCUGCUGUCGGCUGCUAAAGUAAUCCUUGUGCCCGUUCUGUAGGCUACUGAAGAAAAUAAUCCUAGUGUCACUGGAAAAGUUGAUGUUUCAUUCUUUUUUUGUUCCUUCCGCGGCACUGAAAAUUGGGCUUUUUUUAUAUCACUGAAAAUUGGG
Molecule: messenger RNA, 1589 nt
Organism: Panicum virgatum (switchgrass)
Lineage: Eukaryota; Viridiplantae; Streptophyta; Magnoliopsida; Poales; Poaceae
Exons: 2
Coding region: 714-1478 (254 amino acids)
Cellular component (GO): intracellular membrane-bounded organelle
Source: RefSeq, a predicted model, not a curated record